Molecule: messenger RNA, 6160 nt
Organism: Hippopotamus amphibius kiboko
Lineage: Eukaryota; Metazoa; Chordata; Mammalia; Artiodactyla; Hippopotamidae
Gene: PAIP2B
Product: poly(A) binding protein interacting protein 2B
Exons: 4
Coding region: 167-541 (124 amino acids)
Biological process (GO): negative regulation of translational initiation
Cellular component (GO): cytoplasm
Molecular function (GO): mRNA regulatory element binding translation repressor activity
Source: RefSeq, a predicted model, not a curated record
ACCUGGCGAGUGGUAGGGGCGGUCCUCCCGUGCUGUGGCUCACGCUUUGGUUCUAGAGGCCGAGGCUGUUCUGGAGACGGCGACCUUUGCGGCGACGGCUGAAGUUCUCGGAGGAGUAGCAGAGUACAGUCUGGAGGAGGGGCUUCUGGUCAGCCCAGGUUCUAUCAUGAUGAAUGGAUCCAGUGUGGCGAAUACAUCACCCAGUAUAAAAUCCACGGAGGACCAGGGGUUAAAUGGACAUGAUGAGAAGGAAAACCCAUUUGCAGAGUACAUGUGGAUGGAGAAUGAAGAGGAUUUCAACAGACAGGUGGAGGAGGAGCUGCAGGAGCAAGAAUUCUUGGACCGCUGCUUCCAGGAGAUGCUGGAUGAGGAAGACCAAGACUGGUUUAUUCCAUCGCGAGACCUGCCUCAGGCCGUGGGACAGUUGCAACAACAGUUAAAUGGACUGUCGGUCAGUGAUGAUCAUGAUUCUGAAGAUAUUUUGAGCAAAAGUAACCUGAACCCGGAUGCCAAGGAAUUUAUUCCAGGAGUGAAGUACUGAGCUGACAGAAAGCUUUGAGGAGGACUUGUAUGUCUCCGCAUCUGGGGACAGCGCUGCACAAAAAGCCGGAGCUGAAGGGGGGUGGGGCGGGCAAGGGGUGCACAGCGGGGAAGGGAACAGUGGUUUAACUUGACACUGUGACUGGAGUAACUAAUGUGCUCAGUCUUUCUCUUCAAGCCUCUGAGUAUUUCUCUUUUGUUCUACUGACUUUCAUUUGGCGCAAUUUCCUAUCAUUAUUAUUAGCUUUUUGAUUUAGGGAAAUUGCAGUCUUUCCCCUGACCCUGAUCAGGAAUGUUCUGCUGUGUGUGUUUAAACAAAAUAAGCUGACCAAGAAAAUCUGGGUGUUUAAGAAUGCCCUUCCCACCCUGCUGUAUACUUACCAAGGGCAGUGAACACCUGGAGCACUACUCACUCAGUCUGUUAAGCUGGAUGGGAAGAGGGAUGAGGGGAAGAAGCAGGUGUUGCAGACCAGAGUACACAGCUCCCCGACCCCUGGGGGUCUCCUGUGAUGAACUGGGAUUACCAAUGGCCUGCUGAGCCCAUGUCUUCCUGCCUGAACCCCAUUUAAGAAAACACAGGCUUCAAGUACUGGUUCACCAGUACUUUUGAUGGUUGAUGAACCAGCUUUCACCAACCAUCCUUUCAUGGUUGGUGAAAACUGUAAAUCAGGAGAGGACUGGGAUGGUGAUUGUCGCUUGAGUCAUUCAGUUACUGUUGGCCUACUCCUAAGCCUCUGUUUACAGCUACCAUCAAACUCAUCAUUUACAAGGUAAAAGAGCACUAGGGUGGAUUCGCCACUUCGUUUCUUGUGGUGUCUAGCUCCCUGUCUCCUUUCCACCCCAACCUUACUCUGUUUCUAAGAAAAGAUAUCGUUACCAAAGGUGUAUAAGAGGCAUGCAGUGCUGGCCGUCAGCUUCAGCCUUGAGAAGUCAUCCUUGAUUCCUGUUAAUUGUCUUAAAUUUAUUUUAACAAUUUUUUCCUGCCCCACGAAGACUUGGUCCACCUGGUAUCUGACUUUCCUUAGAAAGGGUUGUACACUUUUUAAAGUCAAUGUAUUUUUCAGGACACUAGCAAGAAGCUCAGUUCACAAUUUGGAUGUUUCUCCCCACCUUACAGAAUUAUGCAGAAGAACUCCAAAAAAGCCUAGGAGAGCGAGUCCUGCUUGACCCUGUGACUGUGUGACCCACUGGGACAGGUUCAGCAGUUACAAAUUUUGAUGUUCCCACACACCCAGCUUUUUGAAUUUUCUAAGUUGGACUUUCAGGGUAUGUUCCUUUCCUGCCCACAAGUCACAGGGGUUUUUGUUGUUAUUGUUGAUAUUCAUAAGGAACUAAACUGGGCGCCAGGAGCUGCCUUUGUGUGCUAGAGAGGUCAGUGGCAGAGUCAGGUCUAAAAGAGAGCAUGUCCAGUCCUGGCUGUUCUCCCGGGACAGGUGAGGACUUGCAGGGGCCUGAGGAGGACAGUGGCUCCUGUAUGAUUGCCACUGUCUUGUGUGAUAGGCCUAUCAGGAAAAGAUCAUGUAGCUUGAAAUAAAGUCUGUGUAAAUUCAGUAUGUGGAUGUGGGACAGAGGUUGGAAGGAAAGGACUGGGUUUUGGAGAACUUAAGAAUUUCUCCUUUUUCUUAUGAGGUCCCCUGUUGACUUUUUGAACAGCCACUGGUUAAUGUCAGAUUGAAAAUUUGAACCCACAUCUUUUCCUUGUUUGAGUCUUUAGGAUGGCAUCAUUUGAAAAAUGCCCUUCCUUGUUAGAUCACAUGUCAUAAGAGAGUAGCUUAGGGAGCUCAUAUUGCCAGAUGUUCUCAUGAAUUCUCAAAGCCUCUACCUCGAGAGAAUGGAACUCUUAACUCAUUUUCAGGAGAGCUUGUGAAUAAAGAAACGUCUUAAUUCCAGCUUCAGCUUUCAGCUGGAAUUGUUGCCUCUAAUAAGGAGAGGACCUUGGACGUGCAGAAAUAGAGGUCUCUUUCUUCUGGGGCUGCUUUUCCUCCUUCAAUCUGCAUUAACGUGUCCAAGCUCAGAAUUCUGAAGCCUGCUGGAAAUGUGUUGGGAUUGCAGAAGGAGCCAUUUCCCAGACCGUGGUGUCUCCAACACAAAGAGCACCAUGGAUUCUCGUGUGGCUCAUGGUCUGGGAAGCCCUUCUGAUCAAGCCAUUUCUUCAUCCUGAAGGAGGCUUGCCCUUCUGGCACCAGGAUAGGUGAAGGUGUUAGGCGUAGCCCAAAGGGCUUGUUUCCCCAUCUGCUGUGGGGUUUCAUCUCAGAUGUCAGCAUGGUUUCACAAGGCGUAUUUGUUCAGGAUGAAAGAAAGCUUCCUGCCAGACAAGCAGUGGAACCUGAGGGCUGGCCGUUCCAGUCCUAAUCAGACACAGUGUGCUGACUCCAGGAUCAGGAACCAGCUAGCAGUGUGACCCCCCCGCCCCUCAGCUUUUUAAUGUGUAGGUUUGUGCUUCCAACAGUUCCUCUUGCAGCCUGACUUUUUUCUCCAUCUAUUUUAUGUUGUGAGGUGGGAGCACAGUUGUCACCCAGACCACAGGCCCAGCUUUCGUCAGAGUUUGUCAGCUCGUUAGCUGCAAAUGCAUGUGGGUCUUAUUGGAUCUUCACUGGGGAAAGGUUGGGAACCUCUGUCUCAGACUUUUCCUCAUAGGAGAGGUUCUGGGCGCAAGCCAUACUAGACACCUUUACCCUUUAAGAAUGGGGCUGGUAUUAUAAGUGAUGAUUUUGAUGUUGACUUUAAGCCACUACUCUUUUUUUUUUUUUAUUGGCAACUGGAAGUUUAAGUAUAGAAACAGAAUGUGUAUUUUUAACAAUUGCCAAUUCUGGCUGGUCCCAGUGUUCGUUUCUUAGUGAUUGAUUUUGUGAUUAUUGGACUCUAAAACUCCAAAAUGAAAAUUAUUUUAUCUCUUGCUCUUCAAGGGGAAAAAGACAAAAGAAAUGCCUUUUAGUUUCUCCAGCUCUUUGAACUUCAGCAGAAAUCUUGAUAGAUAUAGCCUGGGUCUGAGCAUCUGCAGCUGUGGGUCUUUGGACCAGUUUCUGACUGCAGCAGUUGACUUUUGGGGGUCACAUAAGGUCAAACCCGAAAAGAUUGUAAGGAAAAGGCUGGACCUUUGCAGCACCUUUAGUUUCCAAAGUCAAAACAGCUGGGGUCUCUUUAAUUAAGGUUACAGCGCUAAUUAUGAGUUCAAAAUGUUUUUAGGGGUAAUCAGCAGUUUUCAAAUUGUGUAUUGCUAUAAUGUCAAAGUUCUGUCUUGAUUUUGGAGUUGCUGGGAAGUAAGGAGGUGAGUCAAACACUCUGACCUCAGAGUGGAAAUUAAUAUAUGUCAGAGAGGAAAGUUGUGUGAAGAAGUAGCCAGAGGAAACAGUUUGACUGAAUCUUCUUGCAUUGGUGCUGCUGCAAAGUCCGUGUGUAAACAUCAGGAGCCCAGGAACCUACACUACUGAGAUGGGAGGGGGCAAGUGUUCUUCGAUAAGGAUCUUGGCAUCACGGGUUAAUAAUGUUGCUUGGUUUAGGUUAUGUUGAUGUAUGGGCUCAGACAGAGACCUGACAGAUUUGACCAAGAUUUGGAGAUGGCACCUUUUGGGAAAGACUGUAUAUUCCUAGCCACUCUCCUGCAGGAUAAAUGUAGAUCUCACUGGUUUUGGAAGUGGAUGGAGAGAAGGGGAGGAUUGACCAGGAUCUGGUGAGCAUCAGGAACCUUGGUCUCCUCCUACCUCUGCCCGCAUUUACCCAUCUGAAUCGUUUCCCCUCUCACUGCCCACAGAGGUCAUUAGUUCUCCUGAUCCCUGUGUAGUGCACAGAGUACUUUCUGCAGCCACUGCUCUGCUGCCUUGUGAAUUUCAUCCACAGACUUGGUCAGUCACAAUUUUGUGAGUCUUUUUUCCCCUUUGUUUUUAAUCUUCUAUCUUUAUUUCUCCCAUCUUGAACCUGCAAUUAGUGACAAAGGACGGGGAAUAGGAGGCUGACCCAAGAAAACACUCAAGUUUCCUGCUCGCUACUUGGCCAUUGCCCUACCUGCCCAGCCCCCCACUGCUGUCCCCAGGCUAGAUUUGGGGGGGAGGGAAUCAUACAAAUAGGACAGCUGACUUCACUGAUCUCUACAGGGUGUUAGCCAAGCGAUUCACCACCCUACUCCCAGGAGGCAGGAGAGAAAUCUACCAAGGGAUAGAUGCACCAUCUUUGUUUUAAAAGAAAAGCCGCUUUAGAUUUUGUUACUAGCAGUCUGAUUUGUGAGGUCUGCUGAGAUUUCUUCCCCAGUCCUACCUUCUUACUGACUACCUUUUAAUAUUAGAGUAAGUAAAGAAACAUUCUAGGCUGUGUACUAUAAAAUAGUACAAUGUUUUCACUCUGUAACUCAACACUAAUUGAUAACCCUGUCCUUUUGAUUGUGAGCCUUCAGAAAUGUUUAAUGCUUCAUGACUGGUUUAUGAGACAGGGACUUUUGUUUUAAACAACUUUAUUGAGGCAUAUUUUACAUAUCAUAAAAUUCACCCAUUUCAAGUGUACACCUCAGUGAUUUUAGUAACUUUCCUGAGCGGUACAGCUGUACAGUUCUCAGUUUUAGGACAUUUUCACCCCCUCAGUAAGGUCCUUCGUGCCUAUUUACAUGAUGAUACCGGUUCCUAGCUCUAGGCAGUCACUAAUCUUUCUGUCACUGUAAAUUUGCCUUUUCUGGCCAUCAUCUCAAUGGACUCAUACAAAAUGUGGUCUCUUGUAUCUGGCUUUUUUCAUUUAGUAUAUUUUCGAGGUUCAUCUGUGUUGUAUAACUUGUGUUAGUAGUCUGUUCCUUUUUUAUUGCUGAAUAAUAUUCCAUUGAUGAUGUACUACAUUUUUGUCAGCAGGGGGUCUUUUAAACUUGGAUUUCGACCUCUUGUGGUCUAAAUGGAACCCUCAGAACAUAGGACUCAUUGGCAAGCUGCUGUGCGUGUCAAAGGAACUGCUUAUUAAAACCAGCUUUGUCAUUAGAAGCUCCAUGAGGAGCCUGAACUGCUGCAGAAAUUUUUAUAACUUUGCAACUUCUUUUUUAUAUGAAACUUUUGUGCUGUCUACACAUUGGGCUUCUGAAGCAUCUGAUAAUUAACUUAAUAAGUUAAUGAGCAUGUGUUUGAGUGGACAAGGGAAACCAUCAAUACUGUGUUGACUGUUUUUUCCUCCCCAGCUAAAUGGAGGAAUCUCUGAACUUUCUAAAUAGUGUCGUCUCCAUUACAAAGCUGAACAUGUAUUAAAGAUCGUGCUGCCUUUGUUAGACCGAUUUGGAAGGAAAGAAGACAGCCAGCAGAGGAGGUCGAGAGAAGAAAGGGAGUGGACUUUGCGGUACAUCCCAGCAGGUCUGUGCACGGCCCACGCAUCUGCUAUUGUGGACGGUGAAGCACUGACCGUGCCAGGGCAGCUUGGCACCUCCCGCAGGGCCAGGCCUGGACUUUGGACCUUUUCCCUAUUUCUCAAGUGUUUUAAAAGCUGUUUUUGUUUCUUUUUUUCCUAAAUACACAUUACAUGGUAGUUAUUAAUACUUCUUUGGGGGAGGGGCAGGGCUUUAAAAUUGAAGAAAAUACUUUUCAUAAAAAUAUCAAAAAUGGAAAAAAAGUUACUUUUUAAAAAAAUUUGCUAUACAAACCAAGUGGCAGCUGUUGAA